UAGCCGCUUGUUUCGUCGCCAAACCACAGCCACUCACUCAAUUUCACCACCUACUCAAAUUCACCACCCACUCACUCAAAUUCACCACUCAAAUUCACCCAUCUGCUCAAAAUCUGUACACCUUCCAAAUCCCAACCAAGCAAGCCUCCAUCCAUGGCCGCUAGCUUGAGCUUCAUCGUUGGGAUUAUAGGCAAUGUAAUCUCUAUUCUGGUUUUCCUAUCUCCCAUAGGGACAUUCCGGCGAGUGGUGAAGAAGAAAUCGACCGAGAAUUACAAAGGGCUUCCCUACAUCGCCACCCUACUGAGCACAAGCCUGUGGUCUUUCUACGGGCUUCUGAAGCCAGAUGGCUUUCUUGUCGUUACUGUCAACGCCGCCGGUACUGUCCUGCAGUUCAUCUAUGUCGCCCUCUUUCUCAUCUAUGCUCCAAAGAAGACAAAAGUUCAACAUGUGAAGUUGGUGGCAGCGCUGGACAUUGGGUUUCUGGGGGGAGUGAUAGUGGUGGCUCUGCUAGCAAUCCAUGGAAGCCUCAGGCUUACAUUUGUGGGGGUUGUGUGUUCAGCUUUCUCUCUAGGGAUGUAUGCUGCACCUCUAUCAGCCAUGAGGAUGGUGAUAAAGAGCAAGAGCGUGGAGUUCAUGCCGUUUUUCCUCUCGUUUUUCCUCUUCCUCAACGGAGGUGUUUGGUCCCUCUACUCUGUGCUGGUCAAGGACUAUUACAUCGCUGUACCAAAUGUAAUUGGGUUGGGACUGGGCACGGCCCAACUGGUGGUCUACACCAUCUACAAGAACAAGUCAAUCUUGAAGGAAGAACAAGAAGAAGGCUCGGCCCACCUUGUCAAAGCCGCCGACAUUGAGAUGCAAGGACUUGACGAAGACGAAGACGGCGGCAUGAAGAAGAAUGGAAACCGCAGCCUCAACAAGGGAUGGAGCCUUCCGAAGCCGCCGCUUUCACAGCAUUUCAGCGUCAACAAGUUCAUCAAAGCACUCUCUUGGGGACCCUAUGAGCUCCGUUCUGCUUCGGCCCUUGAGAGUGACGAUGACAAUGGCAUCACCGCCAAACAUCACCGUUGAUUCCAAACCAAUCCACCCCACCCAAGCCAUCGCCAUCUAUUAAGAGGUUGUUUGGCAUAUCCUGUUUUUUUAAAGAGUUUGUAACCCUUUAUACUUAUAUGUUGUGUUAACGUUAAAAAUUUGAUAGCAGUUAAAUUAAUAACAUGUUUG
Molecule: messenger RNA, 1218 nt
Organism: Diospyros lotus (date-plum)
Lineage: Eukaryota; Viridiplantae; Streptophyta; Magnoliopsida; Ericales; Ebenaceae
Product: bidirectional sugar transporter SWEET16-like
Exons: 6
Coding region: 154-1068 (304 amino acids)
Biological process (GO): carbohydrate transport
Cellular component (GO): membrane
Molecular function (GO): sugar transmembrane transporter activity
Source: RefSeq, a predicted model, not a curated record